GUUACGUAGCAUUAUAUCGAUCACAUUUAGGAUGAUGCUGAGGAUAGUUUGGCUGGACACAGUGGCUACAUCAAGUGCCAACCUCAUCCCCUAGCGACUGAAUGUCACAUCUACCCGGCAUCUCACUGCUAAUAGCUAACGUUAAGUUACCAUGUCCAUGAUGCAGGGAAAUGUUAUUCCAUUCCCAGUGAAGCUGUCGAUGGUAUUUUGCUCUCUUACGGCAUCCCAACUUUUUCUUAAAUUGAGGUAACGAUUCAUCUUCUAUUUGAACUUAAGGGGAGCAGAAGACCACGACAGUGAGUGACCCGAAUUGAGAAAAGGCUUCUUAACCUCAACUCUUUGUUGCCAUGGCACCCCAUCCUGUGGUGCAGGCCAUUAUAGACCUGACUGCCGGAGCAGUGGGUGGUACGGCAUGUGUGUUUAGCGGACAGCCCCUGGAUACAGCCAAAGUGAAGAUGCAAACUUUUCCAAAACUAUACCGUGGAUUUUUGCAUUGUUUUAUAUCUACUUAUCGACAGGUGGGCUUGCGUGGGCUGUACCAGGGAACCACUCCGGCGCUGGUCGCCAAUAUUGCUGAGAACUCCGUGCUGUUUAUGAGCUACGGCUUCUGUCAAGAGGUAGUGCGCAUGCUAGCCGGCACAUCAAGUGGAGAGGCACUCAGUGAUGUCCAGAAGGCCUGUGCAGGCUCGGUAGCAUCUGUCUUCUCCUCACUGGUUCUCUGUCCUACGGAGUUGGUCAAGUGUCGUCUGCAGGCGAUGCAUGAAAUGGCCGCCACUGGCAAAAUCAAAGCCACUCAGAAGUCUGUUUGGUCUGUGGUACGGUCCAUCUGGACCCUGGAGGGGCCACAGGGGUUCUUCCAGGGCCUGACCACCACCAUCGCCCGAGAGGUCCCCGGAUACUUCUGCUUCUUUGGGGCAUAUGAACUAAGCCGCACUGCCUUUGCCGACUACUUCAAAUGCUCUAAAGAUGACAUUGGUGUGGCUCCGAUCGUGUUCAGUGGGGGGCUUGGGGGUGCGUGUCUGUGGCUGGUGGUCUACCCCAUGGACUGCAUCAAGUCAAGAAUUCAGGUGAUGUCCAUGCUGGGACAGCAAGCCGGCUUCCUGAAGACCUUCAUGACAGUAUUCCGAGCAGAGGGAGUGAGGGCUCUGUACUCCGGUCUGACCCCCACCAUGUUGAGGACCUUCCCUGCAAACGGCGCCCUCUUCCUGGGCUACGAGGCCAGCCGGAAGCUCAUGAUGGAGAGAUUUGACCACUGACAGAAAAGCUGUGUGUGCAUACUGAAAGAAGGUGUGUGUGUGUGUCCAAACAGAGACGAUGCGUGUUUGUGUGUGGGCCCUGACAGAAAAGCGGUACAUGUGUAUGUGUGCUGAGAGAGAAGGUGCUUUGAGAGUGUAUGCUUGCGUGUGCGAGAGAAGGUGUUUGUGUCUACUAAGAGAAAUGUCUGUAUCGGCUCCCACACACAGCUGCAUGCGGUGCAGUGCUGGAGACGCGUCCAGUCCACUUUACAUGGGCUUACGUCAUCCGUUGCUGAACUGAAUUGUGGGUACGUUGCGUCGCCUUGCUCCCGUCGCUCGCGACGAAAAGUUCAACUUUUGCUGCACCGACGGAAUUGCGAUUAUACUUGCAUACGGUGAUUUGCAUAGCUACCGUCGGGAACACCCACUGGCAUGUGUUGACGGAACGAACGCAACUGUGUGUGGGUGCCGUAAGUGCAUCCAUGUGUGGUCAUUUCUGAUUCUGAAUGUUAAAUGUACAGUUUUAGAGGAGUAUUUCAGUGUGUGUGUGUUUAAUGGAAAGUGAUCGGAAAGUGAUUUAGGGUUUCAUUUAAUCUAGGGGUAGGUUUAGGGUUUUAUUUGACCUAGUAGCCUUAACUGUAAUCACAGCCACAGACUGGAGUGUGUGUUGAAGUGAGGUUAUUUAUUAAUUUAGUUAACAGUUGUUUGGUAUGAAAUGUGUGUGUGUCUACAGAGCCUCAUGAUUUGUCUCCAAAUAACGCACAACUAACCAAUAUACUACAGGCUGUAGUUAGAGGUAAUUAGGAGAAAUUAAAUGGAAAUUGGAUUCUAUGAAAAGACUGAAGAAGCCUGCUCAAAAUGCAGUAUAUUACCUUAUCAGCAUUCAUACCUGUGGUAGCUUAACUCCGCUGCAACCAAUGUCUGGUACAAUAGCCACUGCCAUCCUGGGGUUAUUUAAGAAUUUUAUGCUUGGUCCUACCUGGCUUGAAGUACAUAGCUUGCUUUUAUAGUUUCUCUUCAUUGUCAUGACAUAUUUCCUGAUAUUAUUAUUAUUAUUAUUUUAUAUUUACCAAAACGUUAAACUAAAACCAUUAUAACUAAAUGCUGUGCUGAGUGAUUAUUGGUUAUAGGUUUAUGGUUUAUCCCCUUAAUAACCUCUUUUGGGGCUUUUUAAAGAGAGAGAGAGAGAAAGAUGGUGAGUGGGUCGCAACGGCUAUUCUGAUCAAAGAUUCUACAGCACUUGAGAGCACCUGAUCGGAAUAGAACGUACCCCAUGUAUAAAGAUGGCACAGAUUUUUCAUUCGGAAUAGUUUAAUCGGAAUGACAAAUAAACUGUCCUUGUAAACCCACCUACUGUCGUCUCUUACACAGGGUAUCUGCACAUUUCCCAAGUACAAAUUUAAAGACUUUUAAAUUUUUUCAGGACCUUUUCAAGACAUCUAAAUGGAAAAAUUAAUACUAUACCACGGCAAAAAAGAUUCAACUUAAAACUUGUUUUUUCUACUAUAGUAGAAACUUUUCUACUUUUUUUUAUUUUAUUUUAACACCCACCCCAUUUGGGAUGUCUACAGAAGUUACCAAAUAUAUUUUGGUGAAAGAAAAUAAUUGUGUGUGAA
Alosa alosa (allis shad) is the source of this 2851-nucleotide messenger RNA. RefSeq names its product solute carrier family 25 member 15b (gene slc25a15b). NCBI's taxonomy places the organism in Eukaryota, Metazoa, Chordata, Actinopteri, Clupeiformes, Clupeidae. Gene Ontology annotation, molecular function: L-ornithine transmembrane transporter activity. The record is from RefSeq and is a predicted model, not a curated record. The coding region runs from base 348 to 1256 and encodes 302 amino acids. The transcript has 8 exons. Gene Ontology annotation, biological process: mitochondrial L-ornithine transmembrane transport.